AUGGAUGGCAAGUCGCAGGAGUUGCGCAGCCAGCGGCGGGUUUCUGGCCACCCAAUCAACACUCCCCGCGGACCGAACGCCAAAUCUCAAGCCACUGCGGCACGGCGGACGACGUCGCUGUCGAGUUCCACCGUCUCCGUUUCGCGCAAGCCCCGCCGGAUACCCACGGCGGAAGAGCUUAUAGCGGAGGACGAACCAACGCCUGCGGAGGAUUUUCCGAAUGACGCUGUUGUCUCACAGACCGCUUUGGGAGACAAUCCCAACAAACGCGAAGUGCUCUACCGUAGCGGCAAGCGGGAGAUUCACUACGCAAACGGCACGCGAAAACUGAUUCUUCCCUCUGGUCAUGUGGUUCUCUACUUCACAAACGGGGACAUUAAGCGUACUUUUCCGUCGGGGAAGAGCACCUAUUGGUACGCCGCCGCGCAAACGACUCACACUCAAAAUGCUGACGGUGUGCAGGUUUUCCAGUUUCAUUCCUCUGGCCAGAUUGAACGACAUCUGCCAGAUGGCAAGAAGGAGAUUCUCUACCCUGACGGUAUCUACAAAGUAGUUUUCCCCGACGGACGUGAUGAGACGAUAUUUCCUGACGAAAUGUGA
Molecule: messenger RNA, 600 nt
Organism: Trypanosoma conorhini
Lineage: Eukaryota; Euglenozoa; Kinetoplastea; Trypanosomatida; Trypanosomatidae
Product: centromere protein J
Exons: 1
Coding region: 1-600 (199 amino acids)
Biological process (GO): cilium assembly; centriole elongation
Cellular component (GO): nucleus; centriole; centrosome
Molecular function (GO): tubulin binding
Source: RefSeq, a predicted model, not a curated record